AUGAGUUAUUUAGGUGUUGGUGUUAGUCCUGGGAAUGUACCAGUGUAUCAUGGCACUAACUUGAAGGUUAUUGAUAGGAGAGUGAGGCUAGCAGAGUUGGUUUUGAGGUGUGUGAUCUGUGGUUUAGGAGUUCUUGCUGCUGUUCUUGUUAGUACAGAUACUCAAGUUAAAGAAAUCUUUUCAAUUCAAAAGAAAGCUAGAUUCACUGACAUGAAAGCUCUUGUCUUUUUGGUGGUAGCUAAUGGGAUAGCAGCAGCCUAUUCAUUGGUACAAGGGGUGCGCUGUGUUUUGGGCAUGGUUAAAGGAAGUGUUCUGUUUAGCAAGCCCUUAGCUUGGGCUAUUUUCUCUGGUGAUCAGAUGAUGGCAUACCUGACUUUGUCUGCAGUGGCAGCUGCUGCACAAUCGGCAGCAUUUGCAAAGUUGGGAGAGCCUGAUCUACAAUGGAUGAAGAUCUGCAACAUGUAUGGAAAAUUCUGUAACCAAGUUGGCGAGGGAUUAGCAAGCGCGCUGUUGGUCAGUGUUAGCAUGGUUGUCUUGUCUUGCAUCUCUGCUUUCAGCCUCUUCCGCUUGUAUGGCGGCGGCAAAGGCAAGGACGGUGCGAGGUGGUAG
Molecule: messenger RNA, 609 nt
Organism: Dovyalis caffra
Lineage: Eukaryota; Viridiplantae; Streptophyta; Magnoliopsida; Malpighiales; Salicaceae
Source: the annotation of a GenBank genome assembly